Molecule: messenger RNA, 2840 nt
Organism: Polychytrium aggregatum
Lineage: Eukaryota; Fungi; Chytridiomycota; Chytridiomycetes; Polychytriales
Exons: 4
Coding region: 136-2730 (864 amino acids)
Biological process (GO): mRNA processing
Cellular component (GO): exon-exon junction complex
Molecular function (GO): mRNA binding
Source: RefSeq, a predicted model, not a curated record
GCCUCUGCGAUCGCUCUCCAGAUCAGCCCCAUCGCCCUUCCCCGCCCGAGCACUGUCUCGAGUCUCUUCUCCCACCCGCUCCUCCGCCCGAGCGCCCAGUCCAUAUCCACGCCUAUCUCGGACUCUUGAAUAUUCAUGAGCAGACUCAGAGCACGCCGCCGUCGCGAGGCAGAAGAUCUCUCGGAAGGAGAGGAAGAUUGCCCAUCACCAGAGCCCGCUCCCGUCCCUGCUGCCUCGGGAUCGCUGCAGGCCAAGCGCCAUUCGGCCGCCGAUCCCGAUGCCCUCGCAAACACCGAUUCUUCCCAAGACAUCCAUGCCGAGAACGCGGAUCACUCGGCACGCGAUGGCCUUCGGGACGAUCACGAUGAUCAGGACGAUGACGGUGGCGAACGGUUCAACGAAGAGGACGACGACUUUGAUGACGAUGACGAUGAGGACGACGACGAAGACGAAUACGACGACGACGAAUACGAUGAAGAGGAGGAGGUUGUGGAAUACGACGGUGGCGAGGACGGCCUAGAGAUAGAAGAGAGUAAAUCUGCCGCCGAUAUAGACGUGACCGGCUCCUCUCGCCGGGCCAACCCCAGCAGCCGCGAUCCUCUCGCCGAUCAGAGUUCCACAGAUCCUUCCCAUUCCGCGGGUGUCGCUCGCAAUGAUCCUGCGGCAGAUGAGCCGGAAGAGGAGAUUUACGAGUACGAAGAAUCCAAGGCAGAGACCACGACUACCCCCCUCAAGUCCCGGGCCGUCGCCGAUGCCGCCCUGACCAAGGCGCAGGACAUCCUGGCCCGAACUCGGUCCAAAGCAACGGCCAAGCGAUCCGUCGACCGGGCCAAGCUCAAGCUUGAGAAAAAGGCACUUGCUGCCUCGGCUGCUGCCGCGCCUGCCACCACACGCCCGGACGAGUCCCCGGCUGUCGACAAGAUCUCCCCGCAGCCGCAGCAGGCCAAGCCUGUCGCUGGUCCGUCCCCUCUGCCGCUACGCCGCAACGACCCAUCCGCUACUCCGCACUCGGGCACAUUUUGGCUCCAUGACAACCGAUUCCAUGGACGCUCAUCCAGAGGACGCGGACGGGGCUCGAUCAGCCCGAGCUCGCGCCCAGCACCCAAGUACGCCGACCCGGAGCCAGCCAAUCCUCCGCCGGUCGAUGUCGCAGGUGCACCUUCGCCCGACUUGCCCAAGCAGCGCGACUCGCGGGACAGCAGUUUGCUCAGCCGCUCGGCAUCCACCUCGUCGCGAAGCCGGAGUGGCCGCCACUCGCACUGGGAAACAGACCAGGAUCCGCUCAACCAGAAAUGGACCCAUGACCGGUUUGAUGAGAACCAGGAGCCCCCGGACUCGCGCGAUCGAUUCAAGAGGAAGAGCUGGAACACGAGCUACGGCAAGCAGCCGCCCCAGGUCCAGGACGUGACGACAUCGAGCUUUGUUGUCAAUGAGCACGUUGUCCGGAUCGAAAAGAAGCCGUCGACCUCCAGCCUGAAAGCCGCAGCCGCCUCGCAGCCGCGAAAAGCCUCUCCAUCCGGCGAGCCCAACGCUGACUCGAGAGACACGCCAUCGCCUACAACUUCACACGGAAAGCCGCCCCAGGCAGUCUUGAGCCGCAAGUCCAGCCAGCCCCAGCUCUACCGUCCUCCGUCUCAGACCUUCAAGAACCAUUUCCAAAAGACAGUGCAGUCCAUUCAGCAACAAAACCAAGCCGGACAGGCUGCACCUCGCUCGACAUCGCCUCUGCCACAGUCCGCUACUUCUGCGACAGAUACGGCCGGCUCCCUGGCAUCGUCGGUCGCAUCUCUCAGCGUAUCGGCGGCAGCUAAAGAUGACGCUCGGCAAGACCCUGAAGAGGCCAAGGCCCUCGGUGCCGACAAAGCCGAGUCCGAUUCCAAGAAAGCAACCUUCCCCAAGCACAAGUCAAAGCGCUAUCUCAGCCAGAAGGCCCAGAAUGUGCCUGCCAAUGCCAGCGUCGACGAAGCAUCGGCUGAAGGCGCCCCGACCCUGAAGAAAGCCGUGAAUGCCCCGGAAUUCAUGCCUGCUUCGAGCCAGAACACAUCCUAUGUCUACGAUGGCGAGGCUGCGCCCACCAACCCGUACUAUUAUGCACAAGCAUAUGCCCCCGCCGGCGGGAUCGUCCCUCUCGCCCAGCCGGUCGGCGGCCCUGGCACCGUUCCGUACAUCAUGACCGAAAACGGCCUGAUGGUGCCCUCAACCCCGGUCGGUGUUGUUGUCGAUCCCUACUACUCCAACUACGUCUUCCAUCCGCAUGCCGGGUAUGCCUACCCUGCCGAGUACCCCCCGAAUGUCUCUGGCAUGGUGACGGCGCUCAAUCCGGCCGAUCCGGCCGCCUCUUCGAGCGCCCCGCCCCGAAGCGUCGCUGCCUCUGGCGCGAUUUACUACGCCCCUGCCCACUACUACCCGUAUCCGCCGCCUCAGAUGAUGCAACCUCCGGCCCCUUCCUUUGACUUUACCCCAAGUCCCGCCAUGGACUCGGACCAGGAAGGCGAUACGAUUGCAUCGCAAAACGGCGAUGUCAAUUCGUCGAGUCCCUCGUACCAAGAUCCCUCGCAGUUUUAUUACUCCGUGCCCAUCCCGUCCGCCCCUCCAGCCUCGGCUGCUGCCUUGGUGCAUGGCUCCGGCCUCAUGACCUCGGCCCCUGCCAGCAGCUCCACUGAGGCUGGUGUGUUCACCAAAAAGCCGGACUUGGGCAAAUCCAAGAAGAUUGAAAUCAAGAAGCCUUGAAAUGUACAUUCAGUCUCGAGCAUUCUGUUCCUAGCCACUGUCCCUCGAAGGACAGAGCCUCUGCCCUUUGUUUUGCACUCUUCCCCCCCCCGUCUUCCAUUUGCCUUUCC